Messenger RNA from Rhipicephalus sanguineus (brown dog tick), 1359 nucleotides. RefSeq lists its product as uncharacterized. Gene Ontology annotation, molecular function: nucleic acid binding. Bases 1 to 1359 code for a protein of 452 amino acids. Gene Ontology annotation, biological process: DNA integration. The transcript has 2 exons. NCBI's taxonomy places the organism in Eukaryota, Metazoa, Arthropoda, Arachnida, Ixodida, Ixodidae. The record is from RefSeq and is a predicted model, not a curated record.
AUGCCUACAGUGGAUGAGUGUCUUGCAAAACUUGCUGGUGCAACCGUUUUCAGCCAUCUAGACGCACGAGCAGGAUACUGGCAGGUUCCCCUGGCCAAGGACUCUCGUGAAUACACCACCUUCAUCACACCAGUUGGGAGGUUCCAGUUCCUGAGGCUUCCGUUUGGGAUCUCCACGGCACCGGAGUUCUACCAACGAGAGAUGCUCCGCAUACUCGAAGGACUAGACGGUGUGAGCUGUCUGCAAGACGACAUCAUAAUCUCAGGAAAGACAAAUGAGGAACAUGACACCAACCUACGGGUGGUGCUGAAGAAGCUGGAAGAUGCAGGUGUUACUCUCAACACCGACAACGGAUCUUCUCUCACGGAAGCCGUUAAAGAGCCAGCCAACGAAGAUGAGAGAAAGCUCGAGGCUGCGGUGCACGAGUUCGAAGAGUUGGUGCUUGAACAGCUCCCUGCUUCAAAUCACCUGCUCAACAGAAUCAGAACUAGCAUCCAGACAGACAAAACACUCUUCAAGGUAGCCACUUUCUGCACGACGUCUUGGCCAACGGUGCAUGGGCUGUCCCCUGACCUGAAACGCUAUGUCGAGGUGGCGAGUGAAAUUUCACUCGUUGAUGGUCUGCUCUUCAAAGGUGACAGAAUAAUCAUCCCACCAGACAUGAGGGUCGAAGUUCUCGAAAAACUCCAUGCAGGCCACUUGGGCACAACAAGGUGUCGAGCAAGGGCAAGAGAAAGUGUAUGGUGGCCAAGCAUAGGGAAGCAUAUCGAAGACUUCGUGGACAGAUGUCCAACCUGUAAGGAGCACAGAAAGCCAGGAACCGAGCCCCUGCUUCUAACUCCAUUGCCCGCCCACCCUUGGGAAACGGUCGGCAUCGAUCUCUUCACGCUGGAGGGGAAGGAGUAUGUCGUGGUAGUGGAUUACUACUCCCGAUUUAUCGAGCUGGAGCAGCUGAAGAGAACAACUACAAAAGACAUCGCCCAAGUCCUGGAACCAAUAUUUGCACGAUUUGGUGUUCCGACGACAGUACGCACAGACAAUGGUGCGCAGUUCACUUCUGCGGAAUUCAAGGAACUGGUGCAGCGCUGGGGAGCCACACACACGACCUCAAGCCCUUACUAUGCGCAGAGCAACGGUAUGGCUGAGAGAGCCGUGCAGACAGCAAAGCAGCUUCUGAGGAAGACCUCGAACAUAAACGAAGCCCUGCUUUCCUACAGAGCCUCACCUGGCGUGGAAGGGUUUUCACCGGGAGAACUACUAAUGGGCCGUCGCCUAAACACCACAAUACCAACCACUCCGAGAAUGCUAGCCCCAAAGUGGGAUGACAGCGAGUUCAAAAAAAAAGAACGAAGCCUAUAG